Messenger RNA from Scatophagus argus, 3341 nucleotides. It is a transcript of the gene chd1l, whose product is annotated as chromodomain helicase DNA binding protein 1-like. NCBI's taxonomy places the organism in Eukaryota, Metazoa, Chordata, Actinopteri, Scatophagidae. Gene Ontology annotation, molecular function: ATP binding; ATP-dependent chromatin remodeler activity; DNA helicase activity. Gene Ontology annotation, biological process: chromatin remodeling; DNA repair. The record is from RefSeq and is a predicted model, not a curated record. Gene Ontology annotation, cellular component: nucleus. The transcript has 25 exons. The coding region runs from base 108 to 3164 and encodes 1018 amino acids.
GACCCAGUCAGGAAGUGAAGUCGGACUUCAUGACAACACUGAAGACUCACUUGUCUGUACAUGUCCAGCGGGUUUUGUGCAUGUGUUAGCCCUGACGGUCUGGAAACAUGACAGACAUUUUGUUAAGGAUCAAACACAGUGUGGCAGAGAAAAAGAAGACAGUUGUUGCUCAGAGCGACUUGCAGAAGUGGGGUUUAAGAGGGAUACAGCUGAGACCUUACCAGCUGGAUGGCGUGCAGUGGUUAACUCAGUGCCUGAAAAACCAGCAGGGAUGCAUUUUGGGAGACGAGAUGGGUUUAGGAAAAACCUGCCAGACGAUCUCUCUUCUGGUGUACGUGUCAGGAGCUCUUGGGAAGAAAGGCCCUUUCUUGGUGCUGAGUCCGCUCUCUGUCAUGGAGAACUGGAAAAAAGAGCUAGAAAGCUUCGCCCCCUCUCUGACUGUGCUGUGUUACAAAGGAGACAAAGAGAGACGGGCUGAGCUUCAAAGGGAAACAGACACACAGGACUUUCAUGUUCUGCUCACUACAUAUGAGCUGUGUCUCAGAGAUGCCUCAUUCUUGAGACGGUGGAAGUGGAACGUGCUCGUGGUGGAUGAAGCACACAGACUGAAGGAUCAGAAUUCACUGUUGCACAAAAUGUUGACACAGUUCUCAGUUGGCUUCAGAGUCCUGCUGACAGGGACCCCCAUCCAGAACAACCUGCAUGAACUCUACUCCCUGUUGAGCUUCAUUCAGCCCAGCAUCUUUACAGCUGAUGAGACAGACAGCUUUGUCAGCUCAUACUCCAGUGUACGAAGUCAGCCUGCUCUUGCUGCUGAGCUGCAGAGUGUGCUGGAGCCCUUCUUGCUGCGUAGAGUCAAAUCAGAAGUGGCUGUAGAUUUGCCCAAGAAGACAGAGCUGGUGGUGUACCAUGGCAUGUCGGCUCUGCAGAAAAAAUACUACAAAGCCGUCCUUAUGAAGGAUUUGGAGGCUUUUGGAAACGAGCAGGGCAACAAAAACCGUCUGCUGAACAUCUUGAUGAACCUGAGAAAGUGUGUGGACCACCCAUACUUGUUUGAUGGCGUGGAACCGGAGCCUUUUGAGAUGGGGGAGCAUCUCAUUGACGCCAGUGGUAAACUUUGCCUUUUGGACAGCAUGCUGACUUACCUUCACAAAGGGGGACACCGUGUCCUGCUGUUCUCUCAGAUGACACGGAUGCUGGACAUACUUCAGGAUUACAUGGAGUUCAGAGGUUAUAGCUAUGAACGCCUGGAUGGGUCAGUCCGAGGGGAGGAACGAAAUCUCGCGGUGAAAAACUUCAGCAGCAAAGAUGUCUUUGUAUUUCUACUCAGCACUAAAGCAGGUGGAGUGGGCCUGAACCUCACAGCUGCUGACACGGUCAUUUUUAUGGACAGUGACUUCAACCCUCAAAAUGACCUGCAGGCUGCCGCACGCUGCCAUCGGAUUGGUCAGAACAGACCGGUGAAAGUGGUCCGCUUUCUGGCAAGAGACACUGUGGAAGAAAUAAUGUACUCCCGUGCUGUGUCCAAGUUGCACCUCACCAACACUGUUAUUGAAGAAGGACGCUUCUCUUUGCUUGACCAGGCCCAGUCAGCUGCUGCAGGACUGCAGCUCAGUGAGAUCUUGAAGUUUGGGGUAGAUAAGCUUUUGUCAUCAGAGGAGAGCUCUGUACAGGAUGUGAAACUGGAGAAGAUCCUUGGCCCGUCACACGACGGUCAGUGGGUAGAUGAUGAAGACUUCACCUCACUCAGAGAGGAGGAAGAGGAGGAAGAGAAUCUCUCUGGUUCUGAUGGACAGAACCACAUGUACUACUUUGAGGGGAAAGACUACAGUAAGGACCCCAGCUCAGAAGAUCAGAAGAGCUUCGACCAUUUGCUGGAGGAGCAGAUGAAUGAACUACAGAGAGUUACCGGAGAGGGACGAGCUUUACGACACAAAGCUGGAGUUUCACUGUCAGUGGCUCUCGAGAUUCCAACGAGGAAGAGGAAACCUCUUACUGAGGCUGAGCUGGAGCUGAGACGCAAGAAAAGGGAGGAGGCUGCAGCCAAGAGAGCCAAAAUUCAGGAGGAUGCGAAGAAGAAGCAACAAGAGCAGAAAUACAAGAAAAAAAUGGCGUGGUGGGAGUCAUGCGGCUACAGAUCACGGUCCCUGCCGUGUGUGGACAGUGAAGAAGAAGAAGAGGAAGAGGAGGAUGACAGCAGCGUGUGCUCCACAGACUCUGACAGCACGGCCAUCCACUACGUGCUGGGGGAUGUUACUCAUCCUCACACCGCUCAGGGAGAUGCCAUCAUCGUCCACUGUGUUGAUGACUCAGGCCGGUGGGGCAAGGGAGGCUUGUUUACUGCUCUAGAGAUGAGAUCAGAUGAACCACGAAAACAGUAUGAGUUGGCUGGCAAGAUGAAAGAUUUGGACCUUGGAAAUGUGCUGCUUUUCCCCAUAGAUGACAAACAGUCGAGAUUAGAAGGCCAAGAUCAGUUGGCCCUGAUAGUGGCACAGGAAAGAGACAAAGCCAACAACUUGUCUGGGAUCCUUCUGACAGCUCUGGACGAAGGUUUGAAGAAGAUUUAUGCUGCAGCCAAAAGAAACAAGGCGAGUGUACACCUGCCUCGCAUCGGACACUCCACCAAAGGCUUCAACUGGUACGGCACAGAGAGGCUCAUCAGGAAACACCUGGCUUCCAGAGGCAUCCCAACAUUCAUAUACUAUCACAGCAGAACAGCAAAAAGCACGGCUCCACCUCAGACGUCCACCUCUUCGACAUCAACAUCCUCCCCUCAACCACAGUUGAAUAACUCAAACAGGUUGACUGGUGAGACAGAAGCAGAAACUCCCGGCCCCUCCUCGGCUCUGCUCCAGAGCCCUGAGCCCGCCGAGCUCCCCAGCUUCAUGAGGGGAGUCCAUGUGUUUUUCUACAACCUGCCUGCAUCGGAGAGGAAGAGGCUGGCCCGCUAUCUUAUCACUUAUGAUGGAGAUGAAGAGGAAAUCAUGAGUGCGGAGGUCACCCACAUAGUGGCGGAGGUGGAGAGCAGCGUCCACACACAGGAACUCCAGGAUCUGGUGCGUCAGUACACUCAGGCUGUCUGCGUGCAGAAGGACUGGCUCGACUCCUGCUUCUCCAAGCAAAGAAAAGUCGACACAGCACCGUUUCUACAUCUGCUCAGAUAAUACUGUGGUUCGCUUUUAAUCCCCCCCACCUUUUUGUAAUGAUCCCACUGUAUGAAUCUUGAAUGAACUUGAUUGGCUGUUUGAAAAUACACUAAAUAUCAAAUGAGAACAGUUUACAGUUAUUGUCAUCAUUACGUGAGCGAAAUGGUAAAUAAACACGUCUCUGUGCUGUCUGGA